UUUAUGCAAGUGUCUGUUAGCGCUGGUGGAGUGAGUUAGUAGGAGUGGCCGAAGCAGCCUGCUUUGCAUGAGUUGGGACUCCUUGUCAGUGGCUUCAGCUUCGAUAUUUCCUGUCAGUUGCCCGCACAGACACAGCCGAGGCGAGGGCGGAGGAGGCGAGGAGAGGGAUGGCAGAGAACAACUCCGAGACAAGCGGCUCCGUUCACCGGAGAUGUUUGGCCCAUUCUUCUGGGGAGAGAAGCGUUUCGGCAGGUGUCGGGGCAUCCAAAUGGAUACGACUAAAUGUCGGGGGGACGUACUUUCUAACAACAAGACAGACGCUGUGUCGAGAUCCAAAAUCAUUUCUAUACAGACUGAGCCAAGCUGACCCCGAGCUCGACUCUGACAAGGAUGAAACUGGUGCCUAUCUCAUAGACAGAGACCCCACGUACUUUGGGCCAGUGCUGAACUACUUGAGGCAUGGUAAACUGGUGCUCAACAGGGACUUGGCAGAGGAAGGUGUGUUAGAAGAAGCUGAAUUCUAUAACAUCACAUCAUUAAUAAAACUCAUCAAGGACAAGAUCAGGGAACGCGACUGCAAAACAUCACAGGUUCCAGUGAAGCAUGUGUAUCGUGUGCUGCAGUGCCAGGAGGAGGAGCUGACACAAAUGGUGUCUACCAUGUCUGACGGAUGGAAGUUUGAACAGCUUGUCAGUAUAGGUUACGGGCGGGCCCACCAGUCAGAGUUUCUGCUGAUUGUGUCAAGGGAGGUGAAGGGAGAGGAGUCUGCUUUGCCAAACAGCGGAGAGCUGGUCAGCAUUGGCUCUUCUUACAACUACGGAAAUGAAGACCAAGCAGAGUUCCUGUGUGUGGUCUCCAAGGAGCUGCACAAUCAAUCAUAUGGGACCAACAGUGAGCCCAGUGAGAAGGCGAAGAUUCUUCAGGAACGGGGCUCCCGGAUGUGAGAAGGACUCAGUAUUACAAGCUCCAGGUGUUAGGAUGCAAACAUAUCAUCUUUGAGGAAGAACGUUCAGUACAAUGGAGAUUUAAAGGGGGAAGGGGGUUACAUGUUUUUGGUUUUCCCUCUGCUCUUAUUUUUAUUUGUUGAUGUAAAUAAGUCUGUUUACUGACAAUUUGUGCCUGUACAUUUAAACUGGACCUUUUUUGAAUUAGUGGCAAGUAGAUUUGUUUUUUCAUCCUAUCUGAAAGUAAGGAAUUGUAAUCUAGAAAUGUUUUAUGCUAUAAAAUAUGGCCAACAUCAUAUAAGGCCAAUGAUUCACUCAGGGUCAUCUAUUGAGUCAAUUCUUAACUUUCAACUCAAGGGUCUAGCAAGGGAUCAGUAUGGUCUUUAUAACUCCAAGUAUCAAACACAAAAUCAUUGCUUUGAGAUAUUAAGAAGGGAAUUGUGCAUUUACAUGUCAAGUCAAGCUAUAAAAUAUUAAAUUCACCCUCAGAAACCAACUUAUUUAAAUUUUUAUCCAAAGAUUUCAAACAGUUUUGCUGAGAUUUGUGAUCGUGAGGAUGCAAGCUAAACAACAUACCUUGUUGGAAAGAUUCAGAGGAAUCAUUCUCCCUUUUAUAAGAUUUUUUUCCCCAGUAAAUAUUUGUAGUAUUAAAGGAAAAAUAUUAUUUUCAGAGUAGAAGAAAAAGUGGAAAAAAGUCUCACUGGAUUGUAGUUUAAAGGGGCAGUAGAUAUUAAAGUUUUCUUGUGUGUGAUUAGAAAACAUUCUUUGAACAAAAACAGAACAUUUCUGUUUUAAUAUGGACUAAACCAACUAUUUAUUGUUGAUACUGACCAGUGUUUAACUGGACUGUAAUGUAUCUUACAUCUUUGAUAACCCUGCUACCAACAUAUAAUUGGGGUGAGGAAACAUCUAGUGUGACUACGUGUUAAAGAGUUUAGUCUAUCAAUCAUAAUUUGAACUUUUGGUUUAGCUGUGAGCGCCUCAUGUUCAGAAAUCUAAAGCAAAACUACAGAAAAACUUCGAGUUGUGAAAUUCUGUCAUACUUUUUUUUUUUUCUUCCGUUCUGCCCUCCUAGUCUCCUGUCUGAAAAAGCAUUUUUUUUUUAUCCUCUACAAUAACUUCUGAAUAUUCUUAAAAGUGUUUAUUUUGCAUGUUUUGAGGGAUCAUGAUGAUUUUUUUUUUCCCCAAGGAGAAGUAUUUGCAGUGUUUGUGGACUGGAACUGUUUGAAGUCAGGUGGUGAAGGACUUUGUUCAUAUCAAAAAGAUUUUGUUUUCAUGUAAAUAAUCCAAAUUCAAUAUUGAUAUUUAACUCUUAAGAAAAACUGCACGUUUUGUACACUGUAUAGAAAACACAACUUCAAGUGGAAGUUGUUUAUACUGGAUCUUUUAAAAUGAGCAAAUCUUGACAAUGUUCUGUUUUGCAUUGUUUAUACAGGAUUCUAGAGAUUUGAGGAGGUAGGGUUGAGACAGUUGAUGCUAAUUUUCACUGCGAACAUGUUUGAUAACCAGUAACAAAGCUAUACUUGGCUGGCUAUGAAGUUGACUGUUACGUUUAAAAACAAAUUUCCCUUUUUUUUAUGUUCUGUAAUGUGAUAGAUCUUAGCAUUUUGAAUUGUCGAUUUCAUACACAGCAUUACAAGCACUACAGUGGAAAACACUGUGCACACUGCUUAUAGCCUGUAAUGUUGUCGAUGUAAAUACUGCAUUUUGGAACACAUUUUUUAAUAGAAAGUUGUUUUCAGGUUUGAUAUGUGGUUUUGAUAGGUUGGAUAUUUCAUUCAAAAUUAAUCAUUUAGUGUUGCCUUUUUCCCAAUGACCAAAAUCCAAUGUCUUAUGUGUAUUGUACACAUUGAUCUUAGUGUCAGGGACAAGUAAACAUUUCUUAAUGCUGGCACACUGUACAUAGACUUGGUAAUGACACAAACCUCCAUUUACUCACAUGCACACGUAUACACUUGACUAAAGCAGUUUUUAUAUUGAUGGGGAAACAAGUAUGGAUGCAUGUUUUUUUUAAAUAGAUAUACACAAACCCAUAUAAAAAACACACACAAGGGCUUUUAAAGUGCAAAAUUUAAUGUCUGCAAAGAGGUUUAGUCAAAGUAGACUGGAUUUACUGCCAGAGCUAGGCUAUGUUUACAUUUGCUAUAGUAUUCUGAAGCCUUCCAAUUAUGCACUGUCUUGCACUCCCUCACAUGUUAACCUAUGUCUGACUUGUGUGACUGCACCAAUGGCAACUAGUACUCCCCAGGUAAUCACUCCAUCUU
Molecule: messenger RNA, 3208 nt
Organism: Melanotaenia boesemani (Boeseman's rainbowfish)
Lineage: Eukaryota; Metazoa; Chordata; Actinopteri; Atheriniformes; Melanotaeniidae
Gene: kctd5b
Product: potassium channel tetramerization domain containing 5b
Exons: 7
Coding region: 168-944 (258 amino acids)
Biological process (GO): protein homooligomerization; proteasome-mediated ubiquitin-dependent protein catabolic process
Cellular component (GO): cytoplasm; Cul3-RING ubiquitin ligase complex
Molecular function (GO): cullin family protein binding
Source: RefSeq, a predicted model, not a curated record